Molecule: messenger RNA, 1092 nt
Organism: Darwinula stevensoni
Lineage: Eukaryota; Metazoa; Arthropoda; Ostracoda; Podocopida; Darwinulidae
Source: the annotation of a GenBank genome assembly
AUGAUUAAGAAGAAAGAUCCUCGAGAGACAAGGAAACCUGGUGGUGAGCAAGAGGAGGAGCAUAAUAUUUCAGAAUCAUCUUUGGGACUUGUUCAUAUUGUCCCAGGUGCUGAUCUUAGCAGCUUUUCUGAGUCAUUCUGGGACACAGGCAAAGUUUCAUCAGCAUCAGGAAACAAAAUGUCACAGCGUUCAGCAUUCCUGAAUGAAACUUCAAGAAAUCGAGAUGACAAUGCCAGCCCUCUCCUGUCUGACAUCACUCCUAGUUCCAUGUACUUGCGAGAAGUUAAUGGGCCAAUUGGAGAGGAAGCAAAAUCUAUCAGUGUCUAUUUAAGAGAAAAAUCAGGUCCUCUGGGAACUUUGGAAGGCCUCUGUGAUCGACCAUUCUUUGGAAUUCCUGGAAUUCAACCUGAACAGUCUUCUGUCACUUUGAAAACACCAGAUUGGAUAAGCAAAUCAAAACAUGCCACUUCAUCUCUUCACAUGGUGCAGGAAACAGCUGAAAAUGAGGCCUCCUUCCAUGCUGCUGGAGCAGAUGCCUCUUUUUUCAUUCAUUCAGAGAAGGAUGAUGUUGAAGAUGAUUCCACUCUCCCUGCCCAUGGAAUAGACACCAUUGCAGAGAUUCUUGGGAAUAUAUCUAUGAGUGACAAUUCCAUUGCAUUGGGUGACAAACUGAUGAAAGAACUGCGGAGGAAGAAGGGCAAGGCUGAUUCAGGACUGUGGACAGUGGACUCACUCUAUCUGAAGCCUGGUUCUGAUAGCAAUGACAGUUCCACUGCAGUGGAAGAUUGGCUUACUCCUGCAUUCAUGGAAUCUGAUAGUUGUCCUCGUAGAGAUUCUUCUCCAACUCCAAUGAAGAUAAAUUUGCCUAAAAAUCCCAAUCAAAAACAGGACACUAUUGAACCAGCUAAGAAAGUAUUGCAGUUUGAUGGCAGUCAAUUUGUUGACAAUACAGAGACUAAUGAAGAUAGGCCAAUGACACCCAUGCUGGAAUGUGACAAGAAUAUGAGACAUGUAUCAACUCCUCACACAACAGCAUCUCUUGAUGAAACUCUCAAUGUCAUCACAGCCCUCAGUAGUGCCACAAACACUUGA